UUCAGAUGAAACUUUCCCUAACAUUCCAUACAUCCCUUAUUUGCCUCAAUCCAGCUCUGCAGGAGUCACCAGUAUGGAUCCUGUAUACCUCCAAGGGCAAACAAUACACACUGGUGCAAACUCGAUCACCUUUGAGAAUAAAUACACUGGAGAGACAAUUAUCCCUGAAACAAGGACACAUACUGGAGAGAUAAUAUGUGAUUACUGUAGUAAAACAUUUGUGCGGACCCAGGAUAAGCAGAGACAUAUGAGAAUCCAUACUGGAGAGAAACCAUUCCAAUGUAGCCUGUGUUUAAAGAAGUUCCGGCAGACUGCACACCUGAGAGGCCACAUGAAGAAUGUUCAUAAAAUGCAAGCAACACCAACAUCUGCUUCCAUAGUUCACCAGUGAAAUCAACAGCUGCCUCCAUAGCUCACCAGUGAAAUCAACAGCUGCCUCAAUAGUUCACCAGUGAGAUCAACAAGCUGACCUAGUCAAAAUCAAUGGCUGGUCAUUGGUCAUUUAGACUGAAUAUGUGGAGACUAAAUCAUAAUUUUUUACCAUUCAGGAGAAAAACUGCAUACAGUAGUGUGGAAUUAUGGAGAACGAUGAUAGUGACUUAUAGCU
Molecule: messenger RNA, 607 nt
Organism: Owenia fusiformis
Lineage: Eukaryota; Metazoa; Annelida; Polychaeta; Sabellida; Oweniidae
Source: the annotation of a GenBank genome assembly